Aspergillus terreus NIH2624 is the source of this 1443-nucleotide messenger RNA. Its product is annotated as OTU domain-containing protein. Lineage: Eukaryota; Fungi; Ascomycota; Eurotiomycetes; Eurotiales; Aspergillaceae. Bases 1 to 1443 code for a protein of 480 amino acids. Gene Ontology annotation, biological process: protein deubiquitination. The record is from RefSeq and is a predicted model, not a curated record. Gene Ontology annotation, molecular function: cysteine-type deubiquitinase activity. The transcript has 3 exons.
AUGGCGGACGUACACAACGGUGGCAGAAUCGUGCCUGUAAUGGCCACUCGCCAGCCUUACUCCAACACUCCUCCCUCUUCCUCCGAUGAGGCUACCUCCGAGCAAUCGUCUCAAGAAACGCCUCAGGUGCUGCCACAAGACCGCCCGCAAUCCAGAUCCUCCCGAACCACCCGGGCCAAACAGACCGAGACCGAAUGCCUGGAGCUUCCGUGUCUCAAGAAACUCGGCCUCUAUGCUCUUCCUACCGAGGGUGAUGGAAAUUGCCUCUACUAUGCCUUCUCCGAUCAACUGUAUGGAGACUUCUCCCACGCCGACGAAAUCCGUAUCCGCCUCGCCGAUCACAUCGCUGCCAAUCGCGAUUACUUCAUUAGUUUCAUUGCCGCGGUAGGCGGGGAGCGUCGAGCCCCCAGACGGGCCGCCGCCUCGGCCGCCCGAUAUGCUUAUUGCUCUUCGUCAUCUGCGAGUCCCGCACCUCCCUCCAAUACCCCGUCCACAAAGGACAAAGAACGUAGCUUUGAUUCCAAGGUGGCCGAGUCCCGGAAGAGAGGCGUAUGGGGAGGAGCCGAGGAGAUUCAGGCAUUUUGCCAGUCGUUCAAGAAAGACGUGAACGUCUACACCAUGUAUGGCAUCCAGAAUUUCCGUGACGUCCAUGCUCCAGACGAGGAAGAACGGGAUAUCGUUCACAUCGCGUUCCACGAUUUCCAUCAUUAUUCGUCUGUCCGGCAUAGCAAUGGCCCCCAUACCGGCUUGCCGGAUAUUCCCAAGUUCGAAAGCGAACUUCAGAAAGAAGCGUCAACUACUAGCGCGACUGUUGUAGAGAUGGCUUCUCCAUGGAAGAUAUCCGCUAUCCAAGAGGGAUUGGGUGGGAAGUACAACAGAGACGCCAUCAUCGAAAUGCUUCAGCAAUGCCGCGGCAAUAUUGAUAGUGCAUUUAUCAAUCUCCUCGGCGAAGCUUCCAACGGGAGCCUGCCCGAGUCUACUACGUCCCGGGCUAUCAUGAAAUCUCACCUGCAACCUUCUUCGCGUUCCUCGUCACCUUUCAGUACCGGAAGCAAGCGGUCGGCGGAUGAUAGCGACGCGGACGACGAUCCUCGACCUGCGGUACGCCGCACACGAGUGCGGGAACGCAAGAGGCGUAUCCUUCCAGAUGUGACGGUUGGGAUCGCCUUCCGAGACGAACAGAACGACCUGGUCUCAUUACGACUUCGAGUCAGCCCAGAUGCCACAGAAGACAGUGCAGUCGGGCCCGCUACUCCACAGACUGAGAGUGAUUCGGUCAUCUCGCGGCCUGAUCGAACCGGACUCUCAGAUAAAAACAGAAGAAUCCUCCGACGGAGAGCAGUUUCAAGUGAGACGGCCAGCCAACCGGCUGAGUCAAAUGACGAACACAAACCGCGACGAAGUCAGCGUCUCACAAGAACCCGCAAUCCUAACCCACUCUAA